Cinclus cinclus is the source of this 1533-nucleotide messenger RNA. Its product is annotated as cbp/p300-interacting transactivator 3. Gene Ontology annotation, cellular component: nucleus. The transcript has 2 exons. NCBI's taxonomy places the organism in Eukaryota, Metazoa, Chordata, Aves, Passeriformes, Cinclidae. The record is from RefSeq and is a predicted model, not a curated record. The coding region runs from base 103 to 720 and encodes 205 amino acids. Gene Ontology annotation, biological process: regulation of DNA-templated transcription.
AGCUGAGCCGAGCCGAGCUGAGCCGAGCCGUGCGGAGCUGAGCCCAGCUCGGCAGAGAGAGGAGCAGCUGCCCGCCGGAGUCCCGGAGCGGGACCCGGAGCCAUGGCCGAGCAUAUGCUGAUGCCGAUGAGCCACGGAGGCGCCGGGCUGCAGAGCUACCGGAUGGGGGUGAGCGGGCUGCAGGGACCCCCGCAGCACGGGCAGCAUGUGCUCAGGACGCUGCCUGCCGCCGCUCAGAUGGUGUCCUACGGAGGGGCUGGCAUGGACGGUGCGAUGAGGCCGAGACCCAGCCUCAGCGGACAGAUGGGACACCACCAGAUGCAGAACGCGAUGAUGUUCAAUGGCCCGGGGCAGCAGCAGCAGCAGUACAUGGGGCCGGUGGGCACCCAGCAGCUCAUGGCCAGUAUGCACCUACAAAAACUCAACACCCAGUACCAGGGUCACCCGCUGGGCAUGAGCAACGGGCCCAUGGGAGCUGGUGCCCAGCAGUACAGAAUGGGGCCGGGCCAGCACCCAGGCAUGCAGCACAUGCCCUCACCUGCGCUGACAUUGAAUGUUAUGGACACUGAUCUUAUAGAUGAGGAGGUCUUGACAUCCCUUGUCCUGGAACUGGGGUUGGACCGGAUUCAGGAGCUGCCAGAGUUAUUUUUGGGACAGAACGAGUUCGACUUCAUUUCAGACUUUGUUAGUAAACAGCAACCCAGUGCCAUCAGUUGUUGAGGGGCUUUGAGCUCCUCCUUGUCUUGGUGGUUUUGAGUUUGUUUCUAACUUUACCCCACCUGCCAUUCUCCUCCCUUCCCCUGCCUUGCCCUGUCCUGGAUUCCUGCCCUCCCCAAAAGGACAAUCAUCGGACACUGGCUUGCAAUGGAUUGCUUUUCUCUUCUGUGUGUUUUGUUUUUUUUUUUCUGUGUGGCAGUUUCUGGAGACGGGGUUGGUGCGCCCCAAACAGAGCAGAUCAAGGGCUCCUGCUGUAGAACUGCCUCUAAAUGACAUUAACAGGAUUUCUGGCUUAAGUAGCAGCAAUGGACUACGACUUUCCUCAACUAGGCUUGGAGCACAAGAAGCAAUAGGCAGCUGGCAGCCCUGCUGGUAGCUGGAUUUGCUCGUGGAUUCUGUGUUGCCAGUGGAAUUGAAGGAUCUUGAGAGAGAAUUGUCUCCCUGGUGCAUGGUUUGAACCAGUUUCCCCUUGCAACCAUGGGUGGGGUUAGUUAUUUGUUGGGAUGUUUUACUGUGACGGUAAAUAGGUCUUCAGUCAUGUCUGUUCAGCUCGGGAAGGGGCAUUUCCCCAUAGCAGGCUUUUUUCUAAUUUGCAAAAAUAAAGUAUGCCUUGGGGAAGGGUGUGCGUUUGUGCCUAAAUGUUCAUCUACGUGGAACUUCAGAUCUCGGACCUGUACUGCUAAUCAGCUGUAAAAUCUAGCAAGUGUUUGAGGUUGAUUCAGGCACGAGGCUUAAAGCUGCAGUCUGGCUCCACUUUUUUUCCACCUCUGAAACCAAAUAAAGACCAUGUAACUGUAUAUUUCAGUUCUAAUUUUA